AUGUAUCAUCCUCACAACCAAUACCAGUCACUACUCAGGACUGAAAAUAUUGAGCCACUAGUCAGAACCAUCGAGCAAUUGAAUACCGAGGUGGAAAACAACGAAGCAGGCCUUGUGGAAUUAUGCCGUAUGCUUGACAAUGAUUUCCAUUUUCCCACAAAUGUGACUACUAUGAACAAGACGAAUUCAAAGGAGGAUCUUGAUGAUGGUGAUGGCGCCUUGUUUUACCUCAUUGAACAAAAAUACAACCUACCGCGAUCAGUGGACGACUCGAGAGAAGGUAGGUUGCAAAACUUGCGUAACCAGGUUAAUCACUUGAUCAAGCUUCGAGAAACAAAAAUUAAGAAAAAUAAGGAAUUGCUUCAAUUGGUUCACGAUUACGAAGACGAAGUUAUGCUUCAUGUCUUACCCGAAUUGAGAAAGAAGCUUGAUUGCCCCGAGGACAAAGAUGUGAUUCUCAAACUCAUUGAUCAGAAGUUUCAACGAGAAGCGGACUUGUUUCGAAAGUUCAUUGACAAAAUGAAGUGA
Molecule: messenger RNA, 528 nt
Organism: Lodderomyces parapsilosis
Lineage: Eukaryota; Fungi; Ascomycota; Pichiomycetes; Serinales; Debaryomycetaceae
Exons: 1
Coding region: 1-528 (175 amino acids)
Source: RefSeq, a predicted model, not a curated record